AAAAACAGGAGCUUAUGUGCAAAAUAUUGAAACUGAUUUGCAUAAUACUGGAACGCAGUUAAACCCAAAACAGGGGGGGUUUUGUGCAAAACACUGGAUCAAGCUUAUUAAUUGUGAUCCAAAACACUAAACAUGGACUGGUUUGCAGAAGUACAGGGAUUGAUUUUGCAAAAACCCGGGGACUGAUUUGCAGCGACUUGCCCGCCGACGGCGAGGCCGCUUCGCUCGACGCCUCCGCCGAGGGCCAACCUCACUCGCAUUGCCACCGCGCGCUCGCUAUAGCCGCCGUGAACUAUGCAGAUGCAGUCGACUUCAACAGUUCAACUAGAGCCUCCCCACCGCUACGCUGGUGCGCCUCCAUCUCGCCCUCCACUCCUAUGGUGGCAUAAGCGCGGCCCUGUACAGGAUGGGCUCCAGCGAAGGCCGUGUUUGCCAACUUCUUGUAUGCCGGCAAACGGUUCGCUUUCUUCGUCGCGAACGGCAGCGGCCAGCGGGCGGCCCCAGCCAGAGAUCUGCUGCGGCCCAUCCUUUACCUCCUCUGCCUGCCUGUGCCGAGAAUAGAAGUCCAUCCUCCGACUGAAAACAGCAAGCUCCCAAAGAUGCUUGAAAUCCCUGUCACCCCAGGCAAGGAGGUCUUAGUGUAGGCAUUUUAGUCAGCAGUGACCACUUCGCUGUACAACUUUCACAGUUGCGCGAAGGUCGCCAACUAUUCAAACUAUCUCAGGGUGAUGGGGCCAGCAGCAGCUGUAAUGAAACCAAGCCCACUUCAGUCUGAUCUACUUGGUGGGCAGGCAGUAGAGAAGAAUCUUUUCAGAAGUACCAUGGCAAUUAGAGGCUUUGUGGACUGGAGAGGAAACCCCAUACAUAGAGAGGUACAUGGAGGUGUUCGAGCAGCAAUGUUUAUAUACUUCCUAACGGUUGUAACAAGCAUGGUGAAUGUUCCCAAUUUGCUGAAUUUGGUUACCUAUCUCCACGGGACAAUGCAUAUGGGCGUGUCAAGUUCUGCAACUACAGUAACUAAUUUUGUCGGUGCCACAAGUGGGUUUGCUUUGAUAGGGGCUUUUCUGUCUGACUCAUACAUCAGUCGUUCUAGAACUAUACUUCUCUUUGGUCCAUUGGAGUUUCUGGGCUUUGGAUUGCUGGCACUACAAGCCUACCUUCCAUCACUCCAUCCACCAUCUUGCGAUAUUGAAGAUGAACGAACUGUCUGUAAAGAAGUUCAUGGUUGGAAUGCUACCCUAUUAUAUGCAACCUUGUAUAUCAGUGCAUUUGGUGAAGGUUGCAUCCGUGCUUGCUCGCCAUCUCUCGGAGCAGACCAGUUUGACCAUGAAGAUCCCACUGAGUCCCGCCAACAGUCCAGCUUCUUUAACUGGUACACCUUUGGGAUCUCCUUGGGUGGUUUAGUAGGAUUAAUUCUCAUUGUGUGGCUCGAGAACUACAAGGGGUGGGACAUUGGACUUGGCUUGUGUGCCAUCCUAGUUCUGCUUGGGUUGAUUGUGGUUGCUACUGGUCUCCCUUUCUACCGCAACCAAGUACCUGAAGGAAGCCCUCUAACUCGAAUACUGCAGGUUCUUGUGGUUGCAUUCAGAAACAGGAGGCUUGAGCUUCCUGAGAAGCUGGAAGAAGCACAGGAAAUUAGUACUGGGGCAGGCACUAUUGAAGCACUCUCCCGAAAAAAUAACCUGAAAUUCCUCGACAAAGCUUGCAUUAACCGUGGGAAAGAUGGAGCCUGGUCAUGUUGCAGUGUGGCAAAGGUGGAAGAGACGAAGAUUGUGCUCCGGAUGCUUCCCCUGUUUGUCAGCUCCAUGAUCGGAUAUGUAUCGAAUCCUAUCAUCUUGACAUUCACUGUGCAGCAAGGUAGCAUGACAAACACAAGGCUUGGCAGGAUCCACAUCUCCCCGGCGUCACUCUUCAUCAUCCCUAUCACAUUCCAGAUGGUAAUGCUCGCCAUCUAUGACCGGUUCAUUGUUCCAUUCUUGCGCAAGCGCACUGGCUAUGCCAGUGGCAUCACUCACCUGCAGCGGAUCAGCUUAGGCUUCGCCUGCAUGAUACUCGCAUCAGUUAUCGCAGCACUUGUUGAGAGAAAGAGAAAGGAUUCUGCAACACAGAUGUCCCUGUUCUGGCUCGCGCCUCAGUUCUUCCUGCUGGGUGUGUCAGACGUGACAUCGUUCCCGGGCCUCCUUGAGUUUUUCAACAGCGAGGCGCCACGGGGCAUGAAAUCCAUCGCCACUGCAUUGUUCUGGUGCGAGCUUGGGCUCGCGUCAUUGCUGGCCACUUUCCUUGUGAAAGCAGUGAACGCGGCCACGAGACGGGGCCACCAGAGAGGGUGGCUCGAGGGUACAAGCUUGAACAACAGCCGACUUGACCUGUUCUACUGGGUUGUCACCGUUGUCGGAUUGCUUGCCUUCUUGAACUAUCUGUACUGGGCAAAGAAGUAUGUCUACCAGCAGGAUCCCCGCCUCCCUGAUGAGCCAUCAGUUGAUCAAGAUUCACCUUAAACUUCGUACAUUGUUUUGCUUGGUUCAGAAUGUAGAAGUAUCCUCUGGUUCACCAUUCCAUGGAUUAGUCAAAUUUGCAAAACGUCUCUCUUGUGCUAGUAUAUCUUUGUAAUAUGCUGCACCGCUGAUGCGGUGAUGCCUGAUUUGUAUUGUCUUCAUUGUUUGGAUUUUAACCUGUGAUACUUCUGGAAAAGUUGGCUUUGUGAAAUGGUCUUCUGUAACGGCAAUCGCCACAAUCUGUAAUGUGCAACUUGUGAUUUCUCGGUGGAAGAUUCAUGUGCCAAAUCAUGCAAUCGCCACAAUCUGUAAUGUACAAUCUGAAGUGACAUCCUGAGUA
Molecule: messenger RNA, 2835 nt
Organism: Sorghum bicolor (sorghum)
Lineage: Eukaryota; Viridiplantae; Streptophyta; Magnoliopsida; Poales; Poaceae
Product: protein NRT1/ PTR FAMILY 4.3
Exons: 7
Coding region: 729-2498 (589 amino acids)
Biological process (GO): transmembrane transport
Cellular component (GO): membrane
Molecular function (GO): transmembrane transporter activity
Source: RefSeq, a predicted model, not a curated record